Messenger RNA from Salvia splendens (bonfire salvia), 2372 nucleotides. Its product is annotated as mitogen-activated protein kinase 15-like. Bases 329 to 2176 code for a protein of 615 amino acids. The record is from RefSeq and is a predicted model, not a curated record. Gene Ontology annotation, molecular function: ATP binding; MAP kinase activity. NCBI's taxonomy places the organism in Eukaryota, Viridiplantae, Streptophyta, Magnoliopsida, Lamiales, Lamiaceae. The transcript is spliced from 10 exons. Gene Ontology annotation, biological process: protein phosphorylation.
AUCCGAAAUCACGCUAAGCCACAUACUUGUGAAAUCACUUUAGCUUCUUCUUCAUUUCUCAAUCCCAAUCUUCACAUUUCCAAACCCUAAUUUUACUCAUCCCUUCCAAGUUUCUACCUUUUUUCUCCACCGAUUUGCUCUGUUCAGGGAGGAUUUGUUUGUUCGGGUGCGGUGCACUGCAAAUGCAGCUGAUUUCUCGUUAGUAUAUAGCUCGGCGUUUUCGCUUCGUGAUUAGUGAUUUUUUUUGUGGAAGGAUUGUAGCUUUGAUCCGAUCGGAUCGAGGAGCUAGGGCGGCGCGGUUUGUUUAUUUAGGGAAGAGGAAGGAAGUAUGCCGCUGCAAGAUCAAGGGAAGAAGAUCCUGAAGGAAGCAGAAUUCUUUACCGACUAUGGAGAUGCAAAUAGAUAUAAGAUUCUUGAAAUUAUUGGAAAGGGCAGCUAUGGAGUUGUUUGUGCUGCAAUUGAUACACAUACAGGAGGAAAAGUAGCUAUAAAGAAAAUAACAGACAUUUUUGAGCACAUGUCUGAUGCGAUUCGGAUUUUGCGUGAAAUUAAGUUGCUACGGCUGUUACGCCAUCCUGAUAUUGUGGAAAUUAAACGAAUCAUUUUACCACCCUCUAGGAGGGACUUCAGAGACAUUUAUGUUGUUUUUGAGCUUAUGGAGUCAGACCUUCAUCAAGUCAUAAAAGCUAAUGAUGACUUGACACAUGAGCAUCAUCGAUUUUUCCUCUACCAGAUGUUACGGGCUCUUAAAUUUAUGCAUACAGCCAAUGUAUUUCAUCGGGAUCUCAAACCAAAGAAUAUACUGGCAAAUGCCAACUGCAAACUUAAAAUAUGUGAUUUUGGACUAGCAAGAGUGGCUUUCAGUGAUGCUCCAACAACAAGUUUUUGGACGGAUUAUGUUGCUACAAGAUGGUACAGGGCUCCGGAGCUGUGUGGUUCUUUCUUCUCUAAGUAUACUCCUGCAAUUGAUAUUUGGAGCAUAGGCUGUAUCUUUGCCGAAGUCUUGACGGGCAAGCCUUUGUUUCCUGGUAAAAGUGUUGUGCAGCAGCUGGAUUUAAUUACUGAUCUUCUUGGGACACCUUCUUCGGAUACAAUUUCUGGGGUACGCAAUGAGAAAGCAAGGAAGUAUUUGUUGGAUUUGACAGAAAAGCGCCCAGUGCCUUUUACUGAGAAAUUCCCAAAUGCAGAUCCUCUGGCUCUCAAAUUAUUGGAGAAGAUGUUGUCAUUUGAUCCAAAGGAUCGCCCAAGUGCCGAAGAGGCGCUAUCUGAUCCCUACUUCAAGGGGCUGUCUAAAAUUGAGCGGGAGCCAUCUUGUCAGCCAAUCUCAAAAUUGGAAUUUGAGUUUGAAAGACGAAGAGUGACAAAGGAAGAUAUUAGGGAAUUAAUAUUCCGGGAAGUAUUGGAGUACCAUCCUCAAUUAUUGAGGGAUUACAUAUCAGGAAACGGUGGCACGAGUUUUCUCUAUCCUAGUGCCAUUGGUAAUUUCAAGAAGCAAUUUGCUUACCUUGAGGAAAAUAUUGGGAAAAAUGGGCCUGUGAUUCCUCCUGAGAGAAAGCAUGCAUCUCUUCCAAGGUCUACAGUAAAUUCCUGUCCAAUUCCUCCCAAACCAGUAGGAAACAAUUGUACAUUCGAUAGUCGUCAAAUCACUGGAGAAAUGUCAACUGCUGCCAUUUCAGGGGAUAUAUCAAAGGUUAUGCGGCCGCCACCAAGGGCACCUAAUGCAAAACCAGCAAGACCAGCUGGGCCGGUUUUACCUUAUGAAAAUGCCAGAUAUGCAAAUGAUAGUCAUGACGGUAGGAUAUAUGUCCAGAAUGCUAUCCUUCAUCAGUCGAUCUCUCCACAUUGUUAUCACAGAAGUAACUCAGGGAAGUAUAGUCGGAUAGCAUCCGAGAUGGAAGCAUCUCAGCUGAAACAAGCAGUUAAAUCAAUAAACGGCACGGGUCUUGAGAUUGAUUCUAAAGGACAAGCUCAAUACACCCCAUCUAAAUUGAACUCCUGCACGAGUUUCGACAUAAAUAGCAAUCCAUACUACCGGUCUCAAGUGAAAGCAGGAAUGUUGAACGGACGAUUUGCUAUUGAUGCGAAAUUGUUGCAAGCGCAGAGUCAGUUGGUUGCAGCGGGAGCUGCUGCUGCUGCUGCUCGUGAGGUUGGUGCCGUUCAACUCGGACUUACAUGAGAGAUGAUUCGGUUGCAUGGUGAUGGGUUUCCUUUGUGAUGACUCGGGGCAAAAAGGGAUGUAACCGGCUCUCGACGUAGCUUCAUUAUGAUCUGUUUGUGAGAAAGAAGGUUGUCUUAGUCUUCUAGUUUUAGUUCAUUGUAUAGCAACCCUUCAUUUAUUCAUAUAUCCAAUCUGCUAAAUUGCUACUGCUUUA